Molecule: messenger RNA, 2247 nt
Organism: Rhizopus microsporus ATCC 52813
Lineage: Eukaryota; Fungi; Mucoromycota; Mucoromycetes; Mucorales; Rhizopodaceae
Product: glycoside hydrolase family 15 protein
Exons: 6
Coding region: 1-2247 (748 amino acids)
Biological process (GO): carbohydrate metabolic process
Molecular function (GO): hydrolase activity, hydrolyzing O-glycosyl compounds
Source: RefSeq, a predicted model, not a curated record
AUGCCUUCAGAAAGCAGUGACCAAAAGGAUCGAUCCUAUGGCCUACAACUAGAGUCAGAAAUUGAAGCCAAAGAAGAAGGCUGUGAGCAAUUACCACAGGGAGUUCGAUAUGUAGCAGAUACACGCCGUCAAAGCAUCAAUCCAGAACACUUUACCAAAUUCAACUUGGAGAAUACUACCUUUGGACAUCGAAGACAAGGUUACUUACCGAUUGAAAACUAUGGUAUCAUUGGCAAUAUGCGCACGAUUGCUCUCGUCGGCACAGAUUCCUCUAUUGAUUUUUUCUGCUAUCCCAAAUUUGAUUCUCCUACCGUCUUUUGCCGUGUGCUCGACAGGGAUAAAGGUGGUCACUUUUCGGUCAAUCCAUGUACGCGGUACUCAAGUAACAAGCAGAUGUAUUUGCCCAAUAGCAACAUCUUGACUACCAGAUUCUUAUCUGACGAAGGUGUGGCAGAGAUCACCGAUUUCAUGCAUGUACCUAUUCAAGGACAGAAUACGUCGACCAAGCCGCUACUGCCAUGGAUCAUUCGUAAGGUAUCUGUCAUUCGUGGUAAAGUAAGCUUCAGGAUGGAGUGCUAUCCAGCUUUCAAUUUUGGAAUGAAUGAGCACACGACAGAGAUUGUGAGAGAUCAGACGUCAAAGGAACAUGAAGAGGCUGUGGGGUUUGAGGCCAAACUAUACAAUGAUCGUGAUUUACACUAUUAUACCGCACAGGACCGCGCUAUAUUCAAAACCAAGGACUUGACAAUGGAUUUGCGCUAUUUGGUCAAAUGCGGUGAGUUCGAAUGUCCCAGGAUUCAGUGUGUCAUAGACCAUGAUGACAAGCAUCAUAAAGGUCCAGGCGUUUAUGCGGUAUUUGAACUUCAAGAGACGCAAGAGGUCGAGUUUGUCUUUCGUGAGGUGCCUAAAAAGGAGUCAGUCGAUAACGAAUCGCCUGUGGAUAGAAAACUACGGAUAGCCAUUGACCCGCCACUGACAUUGAGUCUACUGGAUGCUCUGUUCAGACAGACCAGUAUGUUUUGGUUAAACUGGGUCUCAGAAAGUACUUACAAAGGUCGAUGGCGAGAACAUGUCCUCAGAAGCGCUUUGACAUUAAAAUUGCUGACUUAUGAACCGACAGGAGCAGUUGUUGCUAGUCCUACCUUUGGACUUCCAGAAGCUAUUGGAGGACCGCGUAAUUGGGAUUACCGUUAUGCAUGGAUUCGCGACUCUUCAUUCACAAUCUAUGCUUUCCUGAGAUUAGGAUUUACCAAAGAAGCUGGUCAAUUUAUGAAGUACAUAGAAGACCGAUGCAGUGAUUUGAAUGAAGAUGGAUCAUUAAACAUCAUGUAUAGUAUUGACGGAGUAAAACGACUAGAUGAGACGGAGCUCACUCACUUGGACGGCUAUCGAGGCUCUCGACCGGUGAGAAUCGGUAAUGGAGCUUAUGACCAUUUACAGUUGGAUAUUUAUGGAGAACUCAUGGACGGCAUUUACCUGUACAACAAGUAUGGCUCACCUAUAUCCUACGACAUGUGGUGUUCAGUGCGUAAAUUGGCAAACUACGUCUGUGCUAAUUGGAACCAGCCGGAUAUGUCCAUCUGGGAAGUAAGAGGAAGAAAGCAACAUUUUACUUAUUCACUCGUCAUGUGUUGGGUUGCUAUUGAUAGAGCACUUCGAUUGGCAGAGAAGAGAGUGUUCCCUUGUCCAGACAGACAAAAGUGGAUGGAGACACGUGAUGAAAUUUAUGAGUUAGUCCAAACGCGAUGCUAUAACAAGGAGCUACAAACAUUCACCAUGAGCAUCGAAUCGCCAGACGCUUUGGACGCUAGUACUCUGAUCAUGCCCCUUGUUUUCUUCUCAUCACCUUCUGACCCGCGUUUACUAAACACGAUCAAGCGCAUUCUUUUGCCACCUGAAAAGGGUGGUCUUGUAGCCAAUGAUCUCGUAUUUAGAUAUAAUUUCUUAACCACCGACGAUGGCGUAGGGGGGUUAGAAGGGGCCUUUUCGAUGUGUACAUUCUGGCUCGUGGAAGCAUUGACAAGGGCAGGUAAAUAUGACAAACGGUUGCUAACAAGAGCCGUUGUCAUGUUUGAAAAAAUGCUUGGAUACGGCAACCAUCUCGGUUUAUUCUCUGAAGAAGUAGCAAGGUCUGGAGAAAUGUUGGGUAAUUUUCCUCAAGCAUUCACUCAUUUAUCAUUCAUUAGUGCUGCUUAUAACUUGGAUCGUGUAUUGUCUGGCUCACACAGAGAAAGUGGCAUAUUAUAA